CGCACACACACCUUAAGCACAACAAUUGGCACUCUCACACUUCAACUCUUCACCUUAAACCGACUACACUUUACGGGAAUAAACUGAAUAAAGACCCGCAUUUAACGAAAGAGGACUUCACAAAAGAGGUUACUUCCACUGCUUUUGAAGAACUGUUGAAGUGUUUGGACUCAGGACCCUGAGCAUUUACAAUCGAAUGCGAACUUGGAGCAGGACUGCAUAUCGGACAGAUCUCCUGUUUUGAUUUGCACUGUCGGGGUACUGCCUACUAAUUUGUUUUCUCUGACAGAGGGAACAACGUCAAAGCUGUGCCACUACUUCUGCUGUGCAGCUUUUCCAGUAAGUAAUCUAUCUCCUUUUUUGAGCUGUCCAUGACAAUGCCUGUGGUCAAAGUGGAGAAAGACUCUCCAGCAGAUACCACCUUGCUUGCCUCCAAUCCUCCACCGCAGACAGAGGAGCAGCCACGGGGUCGGAGGAGGAAGAGACCUCUCCAGCGCGGGAAACCACCAUACAGCUACAUUGCCCUCAUCUCCAUGGCUAUUGCCAACUCCCCUGACCGCAAACUAACACUGGGGGGUAUCUACAAAUUCAUCACAGAGCGCUUCCCCUUUUACAGAGACAAUUCGAAGAAAUGGCAAAACUCAAUCCGCCAUAAUCUGACUCUGAAUGAUUGUUUUAUCAAGAUCCCUCGAGAGCCAGGACGACCUGGGAAAGGCAACUACUGGGCACUGGACCCAAACGCUGAGGACAUGUUUGAGAGUGGCAGCUUUCUGAGACGCAGGAAGAGGUUUAAGCGCUGCGACCUGAGCACAUACACUUCAUAUGUGCAUGAAACACCAGUUUUUUCCCCCGUUCAGAUUACCAGACCAGCUGCGUACACCAACUCAGUCUAUCCCAACAUGACACUCAGUCCCACAUAUGGACAGCAGCUGCCCUCUGCCUACUAUCCCUCUUCUUCGCCUCCAGGGUUUGGGCACAGUCAGACCCGCAUGUUCAGCAUCAACAACAUCAUAGGACAUCCGACUCCAGCCAGCAUGCUGGCAGGUCAAGGACCAGAGGUGAUGCAGCAGCAAAGCCGGAGCUUCAGUCCCGAAGGGCUUCCGAAUGGAUCCAGUCCCUGCAGCUUGGGAGCUCCGGGUUUCCAGAGUCAACCGUGCGGGGGAUCUGUGCCACCCCGCUCAUCUACACAUCCGGCGUUCACCUACUCUGGACAAAACAGCCAUCCGCACCAACAUGCACACCAGGGCUCGUACGGACAGGGUCACACCCAGGGCAUGGGGUACGCAGCAGGAGGACGGAUCCACGCAUCAGCUCACGGCCCUGCAGAAACAGUGGACCAUUACGGCAGGGUCUCCCCAGUGCAGCUGGGGUCUUUCUCCCAGUAUAACAGCGCUGCAGGUCCUAUUGGAAACACUGGGGGAUACUUCAGACACCCCACCUACCCGGGGAAUAUGGACCGUUUUGUUUCUGCUAUGUAAGCUACAGAGAAUGUAAAGCCCAGCAUCUCACUACCUUUUGUUUUUUGUUAGUUUUUUUUUUAAAACAGAGACUUGAGACGGCACCAAAUGAGCCAGACAUUUCUGUGCACAAAAUCCCACUGCUUUGUCUUUGUUCUUGACAUUUAUCAAGGACAAAACUGAGCAGACUGACCUCUCUUAACACCACUGUGAUUUUCUGAGUAAUUGUAGAACCCAUUUUCACUGCUGAUAAUAACUUACUUUAGAUAUCCAUUAAGCUGUUUGGUUUUAAUGUCUAGGCCUUUUAAACAGCAAGUAUGUGACUGUAAAAUACAUAUAAUUUUGUGUGCUGUUACAUUUUUUUUGUUACAACUGGAAUGUGCAAGUUGAAUAUUUUACACUACUGUUGAGUUUAAAUGAAAUAUUUGUAUAAAUUAUUGUGCUUCGUGGUCAUAGGCUUUGCAGCAAGUGGCUUGUGUGAAAAAAAUAUCAGCUUGUAUUUUGUUGCCAAGUAAAAAUGCAUUUUUAGUUUGCUUUUCUUGGAAAUAAACAAAUGUUAAAGCACCUUUGUUCUAUAAGAAUAAAAGAUUUUAAAUUUGUGACGA
This is a messenger RNA of Oreochromis niloticus (Nile tilapia), 2062 nucleotides long. RefSeq names its product forkhead box E1 (gene foxe1). Gene Ontology annotation, biological process: anatomical structure morphogenesis; regulation of transcription by RNA polymerase II; cell differentiation. The transcript has a single exon. Gene Ontology annotation, molecular function: RNA polymerase II cis-regulatory region sequence-specific DNA binding; DNA-binding transcription factor activity, RNA polymerase II-specific. The record is from RefSeq and is a predicted model, not a curated record. The coding region runs from base 372 to 1478 and encodes 368 amino acids. NCBI's taxonomy places the organism in Eukaryota, Metazoa, Chordata, Actinopteri, Cichliformes, Cichlidae.